AGCGCUCCCGCGAGACGCUCACCUGCGCCCCAGGUGAGCGGCGAGGGGGGCGGGGGGAGGGGCCGAGCUGGAGGUGGCUCACCUGGCGGGACAGGUGCCUGGCUACGGCAAACCAUGCGGUGAGCCAUGCCUCGCCCUGGACACCCCCGCCCAUCAUCUGGGCCCCCACGCUUGGGACCCUGGGAGCGGCCAACGGAGCUAUGCCUGGAGACAUAUGACGAGCCAUCCUGGGCCCCACCGAGCCGCCGCACCCGUAGGCCAGACCCCAAGGACCCCGGCCACCAUGGACCCGAGAGCCUUACCUUCAUCUCUGGCUCUGCUGAGCAGGCUGCUGAGCCCCCAGCCUGCUGCCUGCUCUGGCGACCCUGGGUGUGGGACUGGUGCCGGGCUGCCUUCUGCUUCCGCCGCUGCCGGGAUUGCCUCCAGCGCUGUGGAGCCUGUGUGCGGGGCUGCAGCCCCUGCUUGCCCGCUGGGGACUCCCCUGAAGGGGCUGCUGAAGCCAGCUGGGUCAAGGAGCACAACGGAGUGCCCCCCAGCCCUGACCGUGCCCCUCCCAGCCGGCGGGACGGCCAUCGGCUCAAGUCGGCCAUGGGGAGCAGCUUCAGCUACCCUGACGUCAAGCUCAAAGGCAUUCCUGUGUAUCCCUACCGCAGCACCACCUCCCCAGCCCUGGACGCGGACUCCUGCUGCAAGGAGCCACUGGCCGACCCCCCACCCACGCGGCACAGCCUGCCCAGCACCCUUGCCAGCAGUCCCCGAGGCUCUGAGGAGUACUACUCCUUCCACGAGUCGGACCUGGACCUGCCCGAGAUAGGCAGUGGCUCCAUGUCCAGCCGAGAGAUCGAUGUGCUCAUCUUUAAGAAGCUGACAGAGCUGUUCAGCGUACACCAGAUCGACGAGCUGGCCAAGUGCACCUCAGACACUGUGUUCCUGGAGAAGACCAGUAAGAUAUCGGACCUUAUCAGCAGCAUCACCCAGGACUACCACCUGGAUGAGCAGGACGCUGAGGGCCGCCUGGUACGCGGCAUCAUUCGCAUCAGUACCCGAAAGAGCCGUGCCCGCCCGCAGACCACAGAGGGGCGCUCAACCAGGGUGGCUGCCUCUGCUGCCCCUGCCCCUGACAGUGGCCAUGAGACCAUGGUGGGCUCAGGGCUCAGCCAGGAUGAACUCACAGUGCAGAUCUCCCAGGAGACGACCGCAGAUGCCAUCGCCAGGAAGCUGAGGCCUUAUGGAGCCCCAGGAUACCAAGCCAGCCACGACUCAUCCUUCCAGGGCACCGACACAGACUCUUCAGGGGCACCCCUGCUCCAGGUCUACUGCUAACCCGCACUGGGCCCAGGGGCCGCAACCCCUUCUGAGAGAAGCACAUCUACUGCAUGAAGAGAGAGACCAGAACCCUCUUUGUGGGAGGGAGGCCAUGAGCCCAGAAGCAGUGCCCACUCUGGCUCCUCCUGCCUUGGCUGACUGGUUCCUGGACCACAUGCAUUUCACUGGGCCACGGUGCCCACAUCCCCCGGGUCCUCCACUGGCCUGACCCCUGCCUGGGCCUGUUCCUUCCUGCCCACAGUCUUCAGGAAGCCUAGGUCAUGGAAAGCGAAGACUGAGGGGUUAAUUUCUGGAACUGGAUCCUGACUCUGCCCCCAUAACAUGCUCCCCCUGUAACAUACACCCCAUAACCAAUCAUGCAAACCUCCCCCUCCCCAGGACAGCUGGGAGGGAAGGUAACAGGUAAAAGAAGCUUGUCUUAAAUGGAUUGGGUUUGGGGGCAGGCAGGGCCUCGGGAAUUCUGUGGGCAGCGCCCGAUCCACGUUACGUCCUGUUGAGCAGUUAGGUUCUCGGCUGAUGUUCUACCUGCUAACGUGACUAUAGUACAAAACUUAAUAGACAUCUGCCUGCUCA
Lagenorhynchus albirostris (white-beaked dolphin) is the source of this 1899-nucleotide messenger RNA. It is a transcript of the gene KDF1, whose product is annotated as keratinocyte differentiation factor 1. Bases 127 to 1323 code for a protein of 398 amino acids. The record is from RefSeq and is a predicted model, not a curated record. Lineage: Eukaryota; Metazoa; Chordata; Mammalia; Artiodactyla; Delphinidae. Gene Ontology annotation, cellular component: cell junction. The transcript has 4 exons. Gene Ontology annotation, biological process: regulation of epidermal cell division; keratinocyte development.